GCUAGUAACUCUCAUCACAUGAAAUACUGAAGAAGAAACCACCAAAUCCCCAAGCAACUAAUGCUGGCUACAAAAAUACCAUGGAAGAAAAGACUAAUUGAUCUUGUGAGCAGUCCAGCUUCAUGCACCUUUUACCAUGCAACUGACAGACAUUUUUACCAGUAGCUGAAGAUAAAUUCUGGACAGGCAGGUUUCCUGUUCAGCUUGCACCAUCUACAGGGCCUCAAAAAAAGCAACAGAGAAGAAACCUGAAACCAUAAGGAAAUGAUAAACGCCACUCAGCCCCUACAAAUCAAGGGUUCAAUGACCAAGCCAAGCUUCAGUGUCAGAACCCAUCUAAAGCUGGUAGAGCUGAUUGAAACAAAUCCACCACCAGGAGCUGAAGACUUUACAGGAGAGGUUUUAGCCAUGUGGAUCUACUUGGCUGCUCUGCUGGUGGUUUACGUCCUGAGCCGAUGGUAUCGGGAGAGACAGAUCAUAGAGAACAUGGCAAAGAAAUAUGUCUUCAUCACGGGCUGUGACUCUGGCUUUGGGAACCAGCUUGCCAGGCAGCUGGAUGCUCGGGGCCUGCAGGUAUUAGCAGCUUGUCUCACUCAGAAAGGGGCAGAGCAGCUGGAGAAUACCACAUCAGAACGGGUGAAAACCACCAUUUUGGAUGUCACCAGCACAGAAAGUGUGGCAGCAGCCACAGAGUGGGUGAAACAACAAGUAGGGGAUGAAGGACUCUGGGGCUUGGUGAAUAAUGCGGGGAUUGCAUGCCCACUGGCCCCCAAUGAAUGGUUGAACAAGGCUGACUUUGUAAAGGUCCUGGAGGUCAACCUGCUUGGCGCAGUCGACGUGACACUGCACUUGCUGCCUCUUCUGAGGAAAGGCCAAGGAAGGCUGGUCAAUGUGAGCAGCAUGGCUGGAAGACUUGUUUUUGGCGGUGGAGGCUACAGUCCUUCAAAAUUUGCCAUGGAGGCAUUCUCUGACAGUCUCAGGCGUGAACUAUAUCCAUUCGGCGUUAAAGUCAGCAUCAUUGAGCCAGGUGGUUUUAAAACAGGAAUUGGUGCUCCUGUACCUGACUCCCUCAAAAUGCUAUGGAGCAGGCUGCCUGAUGAGGUGAAAGCAAUCUAUGGAGAAAAGUACUUCAAGGCCUUUAUGAAGAUGUUCACAAAUAACAAAACACACACGAACAACUACUACCCAGUUACGAAUGCCAUGGAGCAUGCACUGAUCUCCUGCUAUCCUCGCACCCGCUAUGCUGUAGGCUGGGAUGCCAAAUACCUCUUCAUCCCUCUCUCAUUUUUGCCAGCCUCCUUUGGAGACUAUUUUGCCAUUUCUUAUUUUCCAAGACCAGCAGGAGUUCUCUCUGGAUUGUAGAUGCUGCAUAAAGAAAUUUCCUCAAAUGCCACAAGGAAUUAUGACCACAAGGAAUUAUUAUUGCAAGGCAUCUUGAUUCUGUUGUCUGUUUUAAUCCCUUUAACAGAUGGAUAGCAAGUGUAAUUGUUGCCUUCUACCUUUCUCUGAUGGCUUGGGUAGAUAUGGGGCAAAAGUGAGCAGGACUAGUAUUUAACAUAGACCUUCCAUGUCAGAAAAAAAAAAUACCAGGAGAAAACCACCAUUUGUACAGGGCCUCCUGAGAGGCAUAUGUGGGAGGAUUUCCUUCUAUGAUGCUCUCAGAUUGUGGAAUAACGUACAAUAGUCCUUCCACAUUGGUUGUAGUUAGGGUGAAGAACCCCCGUGAAUGUGGAAAAAACACAA
This is a messenger RNA of Sceloporus undulatus (fence lizard), 1743 nucleotides long. RefSeq names its product retinol dehydrogenase 7-like. Lineage: Eukaryota; Metazoa; Chordata; Lepidosauria; Squamata; Phrynosomatidae. The record is from RefSeq and is a predicted model, not a curated record. The coding region runs from base 265 to 1362 and encodes 365 amino acids. The transcript has 6 exons.